Messenger RNA from Botrytis byssoidea, 1937 nucleotides. RefSeq lists its product as uncharacterized. Bases 1 to 1590 code for a protein of 529 amino acids. The record is from RefSeq and is a predicted model, not a curated record. The transcript is spliced from 11 exons. NCBI's taxonomy places the organism in Eukaryota, Fungi, Ascomycota, Leotiomycetes, Helotiales, Sclerotiniaceae.
AUGUCUUCAUUCUGGGAAGCUCAAGCAACAAAAAGGGCUUCUUUAAUCCUAGAGAAAAUCCCUCGUGAAUGGAGACUCUCAUCAGAUGAAAUUGCAUAUGCAAGAGUCCAGCAAAAUAUUACAUCGUCCUUCAUUUGCAGAAGUGGAGAUUGGACUGCUGUUCAAUGUAUCAUGGCUUCUUGCAAAAUUGCAUGCAUAGCCCACCAAAUUAACCCUUGCUUACUUAACACAAUGAUACCUGAAGCAGUGGAAAAGGCUAGAAAGUUGGAUGAAUCUUCUCAAAAUGAGGGGGGAUCCGUCAAAGGGCCUCUUCAUGGUCUUCCGAUCAGCGUCAAAGAUCAAUUCCAUGUAAAGGGAUCGGAUACCACCAUGGGCUAUGUUGGAUGGAUCGGUACUUUUGAAGGAGAUAGUGAUAGCAAUAGGGUGGGCUUAGUAAACAGUCAGAUAAUCUCUGAAUUAGAGGAACAGGGUGCGGUAGUCUUCUGUAAAACCAGCUUGCCACAAACCGUUCUCUAUGACGAAACUAUCAAUAAUAUCAUAGGCGAGACACUCAAUCCAGUCAAUCGACUUCUUUCAUGCGGUGGUUCUUCUGGGGGUGAAGCAGCGCUCAUCUCGAUGGGCGGAAGCUCAUUAGGUAUAGGCACGGAUAUUGCCGGUUCUAUUCGUGUACCAGCUGCAUUCUGCGGUAUUUACGGCAUCAAGCCUACUCAUAAUAGAUUCUCUUACCGAGAGGUUGCCAAUACUAAUCAUGGGCAAACACUAAUCCCCUCCUCAGUUGGUUUCCUUUCACGUUCCCUCGAAGGCCUAGAACUAGUGAUGAGUAGCCUUUUGUGCACAUUACCCUGGCUUCACGAUCCAGCCGUUGUUUCAAUACCCUGGCGUAAAGACAAUCAACCUGAAGCCGGGAAACGGCUCAGAUUUGGCAUUUUCUGGUGGGAUGGAAUGAUUCAUCCUCAUCCACCUGUUACCCGGGCAUUGAAAAUGGUUGUAAGUGCUUUGGAAAAUGCAGGACACGAGGUCAUAGAUUGGUGUCCGCCAUCUCAUAGUAUACCCGAGCGACUUCACCCGGCGAUAAUGAAUUCAGAUGGAUCCCAUCAUAUUCAGAAACAACUGGCGUUAUCCGGAGAACCAUUGAUUAAUGAGUUACAAAAAUUUUACACAUUAAAACCACCAAUGUCUCUUCUCGAAUAUCAAGAUCGAGCGCUACAACUCCGAGAUUACAGACAAGCUUACUCGGAUUAUUGGAAUAGUACAGCAGAUGCAGAUGGGAAUGUGGUGGAUGCACUCUUAAUGCCCGCAGCCCCCCAUGCAGCUGUCAUACCUGGAAAAUGGGAACAUCUCGCUUACACGGAAGUUCUCAAUCUCUUGGAUUAUACGGCGUUGGUUAUUCCAAUCACUCAUGCGGAUAAGGAUAUUGAUGAACAUCAUGUUUAUGUAGCGGUUAGUGAAAAGGAUUUGAGGAAUUGGACGGCGUAUGAUAAGGUGGUCUAUGAUGGUGCGCCGGUUGGGAUACAGAUCGUAGGCAGAGUAUGCGAGGAGGAAAAGAUUAUUGGGGUGGCGAAGAUUGUCGAGGAGGCUUUGCGGAGAUGAAGAGGAAUUUUGAGAUAGGCAAUGGUUAUUGCAAAUAUGUUAUUGUGGGUUCCAAUCGAUGAUAUUACUUAUCUGAUCUCAUGAGAAGAGAUUCUAUCAAGUUUGAAGGUAUUUGUAAUGGUUGAUGCUGCAGUCUGAACAUUAUUGUACCAGAUAUUCAGAAGUCUUGAAGAAGUUCAACUUAUUAUUCUUUCUAUAUGGAUAUUCAACUUUCUCUUGACGAACAUCAACAAGCAACGGCUUUCAAGUCACCAGAUCUUUUUGGAUAUCGAAGGAUUCUCGUCCUAUCUUCAUGAAUCAAAAAAGCGCAAACAUUCACACUCCCUCGGACAAUCAACUAUAAAUCC